This is a messenger RNA of Hirundo rustica (Barn swallow), 1321 nucleotides long. It is a transcript of the gene DLX5, whose product is annotated as distal-less homeobox 5. The transcript is spliced from 3 exons. Gene Ontology annotation, molecular function: DNA-binding transcription factor activity, RNA polymerase II-specific; RNA polymerase II cis-regulatory region sequence-specific DNA binding. Gene Ontology annotation, biological process: embryo development; anatomical structure formation involved in morphogenesis; cell differentiation. NCBI's taxonomy places the organism in Eukaryota, Metazoa, Chordata, Aves, Passeriformes, Hirundinidae. The record is from RefSeq and is a predicted model, not a curated record. Bases 93 to 965 code for a protein of 290 amino acids.
CAGACACCGCGCCGCAGCCUCCUCCCCCAGACAUGUCUGCUUAGACCCGAGCAGCCCCGCCGCCAGCCCCAGCCCGCCGCCGGCUCCGAGCUAUGACAGGAGUAUUUGACAGAAGGGUCCCCAACAUCAGAUCCGGCGACUUCCAAGCUCCUUUCCAGACGGCCGCAGCCAUGCACCACCCGUCCCAGGAAUCUCCCACUUUACCCGAGUCCUCCGCUACGGAUUCCGACUACUACAGCCCGGCGGGGGGAGCCCCGCACGGCUACUGCUCGCCUACCUCGGCUUCCUACGGCAAAGCGCUCAACCCCUACCAGUACCAGUACCACGGCAUGAACGGAUCUGCCGGGAACUAUCCUGCCAAAGCCUAUGCAGACUACAGCUACGCCAGCCCCUACCACCAGUACAGCGGGGCGUACAACCGCGUCCAGAGCUCUGCCAGCCAGCCAGAGAAGGAGGUGGCGGAGCCCGAGGUGCGGAUGGUGAACGGCAAACCAAAGAAAGUGCGCAAACCCCGGACUAUUUAUUCCAGCUUUCAGCUGGCAGCGUUGCAGAGGAGGUUUCAGAAGACCCAGUACCUCGCCCUGCCCGAGCGGGCCGAGCUGGCAGCCUCCCUGGGACUCACGCAAACACAGGUGAAAAUCUGGUUUCAGAAUAAAAGAUCCAAGAUCAAGAAGAUCAUGAAAAACGGGGAGAUGCCUCCGGAGCACAGCCCCAGCUCCAGCGACCCCAUGGCCUGCAACUCUCCACAGUCACCUGCGGUUUGGGAACCUCAGGGCUCGUCCCGCUCCCUCAGCCACCAUGCCCACGCACACGCUCACCCUCCAAACUCCAACCCGUCCCCUGCAUCCAGCUACCUGGAGAGCUCCACUUCCUGGUACCCCGCUGCCAACUCCAUCAACUCCCACCUCCAACCCCACGGCUCCCUACAGCACCCGUUAGCGCUGGCCUCUGGGACGAUUUAUUAGAGCCUGACCCUUAUUAUUUUAUUAUUUUUUUGUUGUUCCUUGGACUCCUGUGUUUUACUGUUAAGGAAUAAUAACGAAAGGAAUGCAUAUGGGGAAUUUUUAAAAGGGAAAAGAAACAAACAAAAAGAUUAAAAUGUGUAAAGCUUGUGCAUGUAACUUAUUGCAUUUCAAAGGAAACCCUUUUUUAUACAAUACGGACAUUUUUUUUUUGGCUCAGCUGUGGACACUAUCAUUGGUGCCUUGAAAUCUAUGACCUCAACUUUUCCAGAGACUUUUUUCAAUGUUAUUUUAACCCUGUAAAUAAUUGUAGAUAGAGGAAUUAAACUGUAUAUUCUGAAUAAAAUAAAAUUAUUUCG